AUGACAGCGAAAAAUCCCCGCAAAAUACAAAGCCUGGAUUAUAGUAAGUAUCCUAAUCUACAUAUAUCGGACGCAGGACCGAACUCCGAUGCGGUAGGACCAAGCUUUGUAGCAACACACCAACCCGCCGCAUGGACAACACCCACGCCCAGCGUUAAUAAAAGGAUUAGUGGCACGGCUGAACGC
This is a messenger RNA of Strongylus vulgaris, 186 nucleotides long. Lineage: Eukaryota; Metazoa; Nematoda; Chromadorea; Rhabditida; Strongylidae. The record is from the annotation of a GenBank genome assembly.